This is a messenger RNA of Dermochelys coriacea (leatherback sea turtle), 1402 nucleotides long. Its product is annotated as elongation factor 1-alpha-like. The record is from RefSeq and is a predicted model, not a curated record. Gene Ontology annotation, molecular function: GTP binding; GTPase activity; translation elongation factor activity. Gene Ontology annotation, biological process: translational elongation; translation. Lineage: Eukaryota; Metazoa; Chordata; Testudines; Dermochelyidae.
GCGGGGUAGGAGCGGGGCAUCCCCACCGACAUCCCGCUGCGCAAGUUCCACACGCGCCGCUUCUCCGUCACCAUCAUCGACGCGCCGGGCCACCGCGACUUCAUCAAGAACGUGCUGAGCGGCACCUCCCAGGCGGACACCGCCGUGCGGAUGGUCUCGGCCGCGCCCGGGGAGGGGGAGGCCGGCGUGCCCCGGCCGGGGCAGACCCGCGAGCACGCCUUGCUGGCCUAGACCCUGGGCGUCAAGCAGCUGCUGCUCGGCCUCAGCAAGAUGGACCUGACCGAGCCGCCCUACAGCCAGCGACGCUUCCAGGAGGUGGUGCAGGGCGUCAACCUCUACCUGUGCAGGAUCGGCGGCUACAGCCCGGCCGCGCUGCCCUGCGUGCCGGUGUCCGGCUGGGCCGGCGAGAACGUCACACUGCCCAGCCCCAAGAUGCGGUGGUUCAAAGGCUGGAAGGUCAAAUGGAAGGAGGGCUCCGGGAAGGGACAGACGCUCCUGGAAGUGCUGGAUUCUCUCCUGCCACCCGUGUGGCCCAGUAACAAACCCCUGAGGGUGCCUCUGCAGGAUGUCUACAAGAUCGGAGGAAUUGGCACUGUACCAGUGGGGAAGAUAGAGACAGGCAUCCUCAAGCCUGGCAUGAACAUCUCCUUUGCCCCUGCAAACCUCUCAGCAGAGGUCAGAACCAUUGAAAUGCACCAUGAGCUGCUUCAGGUGGCUUUUCCUGGUUACAAUGUGGGCUUCAACAUAAAGAACAUUGCAGUCAAAAACCUGAGACGGGGCCAUGUAGCUGGCAACUCCAGGAGUGACCCCCCAGCAGCAGCAGCCCACUUCACUGCUCAGGUGAUCAUCCUGAAUCACCCUGGCUUUAUCAAGGCUGGCUACUCACCAGUGGUAGACUGUCACAUUGCUCAUGUCACCUGCCAGUUUGCUGAGCUCUUUGAGAAGAUUGACCGUCGAUCUGGGGAGAAGCUGGAGGACAAUCCCUCCGUGCUGAAGUCCGGAGACUCUGCUACUGUCAGGCUUGCACCUAAGAACCUCUGUGUGGAGAGGUUUUUUGACUAUCCUCCUUUAGGUCUCUUUGCAGCUCGGGACUUGAAGCAGACUGUUGCAGUUGGAGUCAUCAAAUCUGUGGAAAAGAAGCCUGCAGGUGUCACUAGAAAACAGGUGCAGAAAGCUCUGCUUAUCAAGUGAAAUGGGUCCUUUUUUUUUUUUUUUUGUUUAAAGCCAAUUUAAUUGAAAGGUAUCUUUAAUGUAAUAAGGUUAAUUUGAGAUGGACUUUUGUUUUGCUUAACCUGGAAUUGGGAUGUUUGUUUUAUGGCUGAUUCAGAGCCAGCAACAUUAUCUGAACAUUAAAAGCCUCUUCAUCUCAGAGGCCUGCAUCCAGUUUAAUAAAGAAAUCAUU